Oncorhynchus tshawytscha (Chinook salmon) is the source of this 1162-nucleotide messenger RNA. Its product is annotated as serglycin. NCBI's taxonomy places the organism in Eukaryota, Metazoa, Chordata, Actinopteri, Salmoniformes, Salmonidae. The coding region runs from base 116 to 535 and encodes 139 amino acids. The transcript is spliced from 3 exons. The record is from RefSeq and is a predicted model, not a curated record.
CGCAUAAAUGGGCAGGGUUUGGAGACAUACAACAGCACGAUUAAGUGUAUUUAAGAAUAUUCACACAGAGGUUAUUCUUUAAAGGAUAUAUUGACGUCUCAUUACAAAGGAAAAAAUGAAGGUACUGAAUUUGAAGAUCUGUCUGACACUGGCUGUCAUUUUCUUUCUCGCAGAUAACGGAUUUGGUGCUCCAUCAAAAGGUAGAUAUAUGUGGGUUAAGUGCAGGCCAGACGCCACGAAUCCCAACUGUGAGACACAGAGGGGUCCAUGGAUGGACUUGCCUGGGCCUCCUGACAGACUCCCUCCAUUUGCAGUAAAGGAUAUAGUGCUGGAAGAGGAUGGCUCAGAGCUAGAGCAGUCAGGCGAGGGUUCUGACACUGGAAUCCUCUUCACUGAGCAGGGCUCUGGCGACCAGUUGGCCAGCACAGAUGUGGACGGGAUUGACUACUCUAACUUUGUUUACCCACAGAAAAUGACCAUGGAUCAGGCUCUGCCUCGUGCUCGGGAAUUGAAAGAGGAUCACUUGAUCCUGUAGCCUGCUAGAAUGCAAAAUAUUGAAAUGUUGAUGUUAAUCCAUUUGUGUAAAAAAGAAUUGCCUCUUGCAACCUCUCAAGAUUAGUGUAGCACAUGCUUUUUGACCCAGUUAUUGAUGCUUGGCUGUGUAAAAUUGUAUUUAAUCUGAUUUAGAUAACUGAAGUUUAGUUAUUUUCCCAUGGAACCAGAGAUUAAAUUAGUCUUCCAUGUGUUUUUUUCUGUAUUUUUAUUAUUAUUUAUAAUACCAGCCAAGAAUGUUAAUAAUUUUAUUUUUAAACAUGAUUUUCAGGGGUAUAUCAUUUAUUGUUUUACAUUUUAGUCAUUUAGCAGACGCUUUUAUCCAGAGUGAUUUACAGUAGUGAGUGCAUAUAUUUGUUUACAUUUUAGCACUGGUCUCCUGUGGGAAUCAAACCCACAACCCUUGCAUUGCAAGCACCAAGGUCUACCAACUGAGCCACGAUGAAAACUAUAAGAUAUAUUGUGAAACACUCCGUUUUCAAAUAUACUUUAUUCAGAAUUUCCACGAUGGUCACAUUCUAACAUGAUAUCAUUCCGCACUUGUAUUUUCUCACCCGAGCAAAAUGUUUUGACAAUUUGAAGCAUUAAAUAAACAUAUGUUUUAAUCAUC